Molecule: messenger RNA, 921 nt
Organism: Papilio polytes (common Mormon)
Lineage: Eukaryota; Metazoa; Arthropoda; Insecta; Lepidoptera; Papilionidae
Product: probable alpha-ketoglutarate-dependent hypophosphite dioxygenase
Exons: 5
Coding region: 101-898 (265 amino acids)
Biological process (GO): fatty acid alpha-oxidation
Molecular function (GO): phytanoyl-CoA dioxygenase activity
Source: RefSeq, a predicted model, not a curated record
GAUGUACACUGCCGUUUAACUAUACGUAUAAACGUAUGAAGUGUCUCUGCUAGUAUUACUGGUUUAGUUUUUAUGUAAAAUUGUCACAUUUCGUAUCAAGAUGGGCAGACUGUCAGCUGAGGAGAAACAGUUCUACAAGGACAACGGCUACAUCCUCAUUCAGAACCUGUUCACCGAUCAGGAGUUGGAGGAGCUGUCUACGGAGUAUGACGACCUGUUCCGCCGCAAGAACCAGGCCAAGACUGAGAGUUCAUGGGUCGGCAGCGACGAGACCAACAGGAAAAGUGACAGCCCGUAUACAGUAAAGGGAAUCCACAACUUGCAGAUGCACCACGCAGUGUUCGGGAAACUGCUGUACCACGACAAGUUGCUGGACGCGCUGCAGGACGUCAUGGAGACGAAGAACAUCGUCCUACAUCACACCAAAGCUCACUACAAGCCGCCGGAGAAAGGCGCCUCAUAUCCCAUGCACCAGGACUACCAAUAUUUCCCAUACAAGAACGACUCUAUGGUGGCAGCGUUCAUCCAUUUAGAUGACUCGUCGCCAGAGAAUGGCGGACUGUGCGUGUACCCGGGCUCGCAUCGACUGGGGCCGCUAGAAGACGUCGGUGCACGGGAGACAUCGCACUUCCAUUAUGUUGAUCAGACUAAAUUUCCUAUCGAGAAGUCGACACCUGUGUUGGCUCGGUGUGGGGAUGUGGUCAUCUUCAGCUACUUGCUGGUGCACGGCAGCCCGGCCAACUUGUCUGCGCGUGCGCGCCGCAUGCUGCUAGUGCAGUACGCAGACGCGCACGACAUGCCUGCUGCCAGCGAGCGCGCCCAGCCUGCUCGCGGCCUCGUGCUCAGGGGAGUCAACCUGCAUCGCGACGCCACGGUUGCCAACCGACAUGUUGAGUAAAUAAAUAAAUCUUUAAGUAAGGU